Molecule: messenger RNA, 4377 nt
Organism: Heterotrigona itama
Lineage: Eukaryota; Metazoa; Arthropoda; Insecta; Hymenoptera; Apidae
Source: the annotation of a GenBank genome assembly
CGUUAAAUUGUAAUUUUAAUGUAACCGUCCAAGUUGCAGUUCGGUUUCGAUAUAUUCGAGAGAGGCGGAGUCGAUAAAAUUUUUGAGUCGAUAUACGAGUCGGUAAGGUCGAUCAACUGCAAUAGUCGAUCGUGCAUAGUUGCGUGUGUGCAGAUUGUACCGCCGCUUCGAGCAGUAGUUUUAUUUACUAAUUGGAGUGCCGAUGUGCGGUAGGAAGCGUUAAAUGUGCGUGGAAAAUGUCGAAUCCGGGCGGUAGCAGGAGGAACGGGGCCAUGAAGAUUCGUUUGACGAGUCUACCGGACCCUUUUGCUAAAAUAACUGUUGAUGGUUCAGGUCAGUGUCAUAGUACACAUACGUGCAAGGCAACUCUAGAUCCUAUGUGGAAUCAACAUUACGACCUCGAUUAGAUCUUUGCAAAGCACAUUCAGAUGAUACAGAUGUAAUUAAAGGAGAAGUUGUAAUAUCUCUUUUAUCACGAGAUGGUCACAAUGGUGCUGUGAGUAAUACAGUGGGUCAUAAUGCUGUAGUUGAUGUUCUUGGAGAUUUGAGCUGUCCAACUGAUUUGCCAGAUGGAUGGGAAGAAAGAAGAACUCGAAAACCACCGCCAUUACCGUCUUCUGAACCUACGUCUCCUAGUGGAAGUGGAAGUCCACCUAAUAUAAGAACAGAAAGUCCUACUAGAAGUACAGCUGAAUGGAAUGGUGAUGGAACACCCAGUAGAACUCCCAGCAGAGAUAGUUCUGCCCCAAAUACACCAAGAAACACACCAACUCAACAGCAGAACAGAAAUCAACAAAAUCAACAUAACACAAGAAAUGUAACACCUGCAUCGUCGAGGGAACGACGACCAGCACGAACAAGCGACGAACAAAAUGGCAAUCAGAAUGGUAAUGUUAGGCCAGAACGUGGUGUUAACAAUGCUCAACUACGAAGACCUUAUCGAAGUAACAGAAAUAGAAAUAGCGUAGUAGUUAAUAAUGAGAGAAGGUACGAUCCUCCGCAACCACCAGAUUUACCUAGAGGUUAUGAAAUGAGGAAAACACAACAAGGUCAAGUGUAUUUUUAUCAUGUACCAACGGGUUCAUCUACCUGGCAUGAUCCUAGAAUACCUCGCGAUUUACCAGCCAAUGAAUUAGCAAAUGAACUUGGGCCAUUACCGAGUGGCUGGGAAAUGCGACAAACACAAAGUGGUCGUGUUUAUUUUGUUGACCAUAAUAACAGAACUACUCAAUUUACUGACCCUAGACUGUCCAGUCAAAUCAUAAGCAAUUUGUUAAAUAGACGGCAGAAUAGUACAACUAAUCAAACUACAAGUAAUUCAAAUAAUUCAACUGCAACUGCAAAUGAAUCUGCAGAAAUAGAGACACCUGUAUCACCAAGUAUUCAAAGCAAUAUGGUUCAACAAAGGCCAAGAACAGAAAAUGGAAUGGAAAAUACAUCAACUCAAAAUGCUCAAACUGUAUCAGAAUUGCCAAAAGAACUAAUGGACAAUGAGCUACUGCCGAAAUAUAAACGUGAUUUAGUAGCAAAAUUGAAGUGUUUGAGAGCAGAAUUGAAUGCUCUUCAGCCUCAAAGUGGACAUUGCAGACUUGAAGUAUCAAGAAAUGAAAUAUUCGAAGAGUCAUAUAGAUUAAUAAUGAAAAUGCGACCAAAAGACAUGCGUAAAAGACUUAUGGUAAAAUUCCGCGGUGAAGAAGGUCUUGAUUAUGGUGGAGUAGCGCGAGAAUGGUUAUAUUUAUUAUCGCAUGAGAUGUUAAAUCCACAAUAUGGGCUUUUCCAAUAUUCAAGAGAUGAUAAUUAUACACUUCAAAUUAAUCCAGAUUCAGGAAUAAAUCCAGAACAUUUAUCGUACUUCCACUUUGCCGGCAGGAUAAUGGGAAUUGCCGUUUUUCACGGACACCAUAUAGAUGGAGGUUUCACAACUCCAUUUUAUAAAAUGUUGCUUAACAAAGCAAUUACUCUUACUGAUAUAGAAGGAGUUGAUCCAGAAUUACAUAGAAGCCUUACAUGGAUGUUGGAAAAUAGUAUAGACGGAGUGUUGGAUGCUACCUUUUCAGUGGAACAUAGUAGUUUUGGAGUGUUAAAAAAUCAUGAACUUAAACCAGGUGGUAAAGACAUUCCUGUAACCGAAGAAAAUAAAAAGGAAUAUGUACGUUUAUACGUAAACUAUCGCUUUAUGCGAGGAAUUGAACAACAAUUCCUGGCAUUACAAAAAGGAUUCCACGAAUUAAUUCCACCUCAACUAUUAAGACCUUUCGAUGAAAGGGAAUUAGAAUUGGUUAUUGGUGGUUUAGGAACAAUCGAUAUUAACGAUUGGAAAAUGCACACACGGUUAAAACAUUGCACACCUGAUACACCAGUAGUAAAAUGGUUUUGGCAAAUAGUAGAAUCUUAUGGGGAAGAAAUGAGAGCUCGAUUACUUCAGUUUGUUACUGGAAGUUCCCGAGUUCCCUUGCAGGGUUUUAAAGCUUUACAAGGAUCAACAGGAGCGGCAGGUCCACGAUUAUUUACAAUACAUGCUGUUGAUGCGCCAAGUGAAAAUUUACCAAAAGCGCAUACCUGUUUCAAUAGAAUAGAUAUUCCAGAAAGUUAUCCCAGUUAUCAGAAAAUGCUUGAUAAACUUACACAAGCAGUUGAAGAAACUUGUGGUUUUGCUGUUGAAUAAUAGUAGGAAAUAUUUGUCGACAGAUUUUACUGUCGUUAAAUUAAAAAUAAAUUUUUGAAGUACCAAGAGAUGUUAUCUGACAAGAGUAUGGGUAGUAUUAUAAAAUGAAAAUGUUAAUACAUAAAAAAGUUAGAAAUAAUUCUGACAAUGUUUUGUACAAAUCAUUGAAUGACCUUGAUGGUUGUAAUGAUUUUUAAAUGAUUGUCGAUUGGUACAUUAUGUAUGUGAACACUCUUGUGAUUUACACACUUCGUCCAUGAACAUUUUAAUGAAUGGUUCCUCAGAAGUUCUGGUUAUAUUGGUCCUUAAUUAUUUAUUAUUCAGUGACUCAUAGAAAUGUGAAAUAAUUUCAUUGAGGUAAAUAUGUUCAUUGGCCUAAAUUUUCAUUUUAUUUAUAUUAAUCGUCAUAACUCUAGGCUCAAUAAUUUAUUUAUAAGAUCACUAUCAAAGAAUUAACUUCAUUAUCUUCAAGAAAUAAUAAAAAAAUAUAAAAAUCAUGCAUGCACAAAUAUGUAUAGAAAAUGAACUCUUUCAUAUAAUGGAAAACAUUGUUCAACUAAAAAUACGCUCAUGUUGGUAUUUUAUAUUAAACAAAAAUAUUAAAAAAUGAAAAGAUCAAAAAAUAUACUAAUCGUUUACGAAUCUCAUAAUUUAAUUUAUACAAUGCAUUAUUUAUAAUCAGUUUUAAAUCAAUCGGACAAUGUAUUUCAUUUUCGAAAGCUUUCAAUUUCUUUUUGACUAAAUGUAAUUGCAACAUGCACAGUCAAUUAAUGAUUUCAUAUUAACAAUCUUUCAAAGAAUAGAGUUUAGUAAAAAAUAGGAAUAUAUACUCAAAUUUAUGCUAUUGUAGUCAAAUAUCAAUUAAAAAACAGUGUUGGGUAUUUAGUAUUUUAUCGUGUAUUAUUUCAAGUCGGUCAUGGUGAUUAAGGGAAAAAUACGAAAUAUAUACAUCAUGACUUUAGAUGCAAGUGUCUUCAAUUGAAAUUAAUGAAUAUGAAAUACUUUUAUCAGUUGUAAGAAAAGAUUAUACAUGUUCUCAGUAUUAAAAAUUAUUUUUAUUGAUAUAUAAACACUUGCUUCGAGGAACUUUGUAACGCAAUUGGCAAGUUUCGUUGUUGCAGCACAAUUUGAAUUGUGUGAAGAUCGUUGUUGCUUGUUUAGGAGUCAAUAGUACUGAAUGCGUUGACAAAAUGUAAAUAGUACAGUGUUUAAUAUAAAAUUAACACGAGCGUAUAAUGUGUAAGCCAAGUUGACUUUGCACAAUAAAAACGCAUCAGUUCUAGUAUAGGCUAAAUCAUGAAUUGUAUAAAUCAUGAAUUACAUUAGCUUUAAUUUGAAAAAAUUGAACACAUAUUUAAAGAAAGAGUUUAUUCGAUGAAUUUAUGUAAAAUUAAAAUGGUUUUUGUUCGAAUCGACUCUUUGUUGUAGUUUAUGAAAUAAUCUAUACUUUACUAUUAGUGCUUAGUAAAGCAUAGAAACACUUAUUUAUCGCACGAAUCCUUCAUUUAGUUCUAGCAUUUAUUUUUAUUGUAAAAAAUAUCUAAUGGCUGAUAGCACUAAUCAUUUCGUAUUAUUAUUGCAUUAUUGUAUUUUAUUCUGCACGCAACUGUGAUCAAACAUAUCGUGAAAAGAGAAGAAAUAGUGGGAGACACCUUUAUAGAUUUGUUUGGAUAUUAACUUAUUUACUCGUUCUAUUUUUUUUUUUUUAAAUU